AUGCCAAAAUGGCCCCAAAGAUUGAAACGGCUUCUACUGACCGGUUUUCAGAGGUCGAACAAGGGUGCAGAAGCUACUAAAAUGUUUAAAUUGGGUCGAAUGCGCGGCGUAGUCAAUCCAGAACGGGGUUGGUCGUGGGCACCACAAUUUAAUGUUAUGGUGGAAAUCGCAGUUGGCGAUCUGUACGAUCAGAUUGCUAGCAAACAAGAAGGUAUCGUGAUACAUCCUGAAGCACUAUACGAGUGCAAAUAUUGUGCUAUGUUUCAGAUCUCCGGCUCUGAACUUCGUGACUCGGAUAGAGGACGUUCUCAUGCUGCUGCUCAUCGCAUUGCUUUUGAAGCUCUGCUUGAGCCUGCACCAGUUCUCAUUUGUCCCAUAUGUGAUUUACCACAGAAGACCAGUGAGGUUGCAUGCGUAUUCGGCUGCAUGUUUAACGAUCUGGAUCUUGUUGAACAUUUGGAACGUGACCACAGUGACAUCCUUGCCGAUGAUAUGGUGUGCGAUUUUUCGGAUCCGCGAUACCUUUUCACAACAUUCCGAGAAAAAGGAGGACCGAAGAACUUGUCACUAGAUCAAAGGAAUUCUGAACAGACUAAUGGUCCUGAAGGAGGUGAUGACCGCAGCACAGUCGUUCUCAGUGAUGGUGACGAAGGAAGCCGAUCAAGUUCGGCAGAUGAUAACCGAUUGGAGUGCAAACACUCUCCAAAUGGUGCUGGAGAAGGCCAUGCAAAUGAAGCUGAUCACAACGAUUCUGGAGAUGGCAGGAACUCGGGCGGUGGGCGCUCACGGUCAGGGGAAGAAAGCAUGGAGGCGAAUGCUUCUUGUGUAUCCGAACAUUCAGAACCGAAUUCCACUCAGGAGCCAAUGCAUGACAACGAGCAUCCUCCAAAUAAUGAGGGUGCCGUACCGAUGGAUACCGAAAGAGACAAGCGCCCAGAAAAUUCUCCCCAAGAAGCGCAACCCGUUCGCAAACAAAUGGCCGGUGUCAGUAUAAUCACUUGUCUUGUAUGCGAUUGGUCGCCGUCAUCGGUUCACGAUUCGAAUCGUAUGCGUGAUGAGCUUUCUUCGCAUGUACGUCUCCAUAUAAGGGACGAGUCAAACAAAAUUCCCAGUAGAGGUGACAGCUUUUUUGGGGAUAAACGCCUUUUGAGUUGCAUGGAUUUUAGCUUAGAGGAAUAUUUUGAAAAAGAACAUCUCACCGAUCUUAGCGGCACAAUAAACUCCAGGAUCAUGGAGCGAGUAUACGGAGAUCUACUUACCAAAUUGUUUGGUAUAUGCGUUCCACUGGUUUAUCGAAUUUUGCAUGGUAAUAAUGGAAAUCCGUUCCGUUCACCGGAGAUGUUUACCAACAAACGAAGAAGGGCUCGUCGUGUUAAUAGAUCAAAGGCUGGAAAAGAUGCCUCGAAAAAGACUGCUACACGAGCUAGUAAAAGUAGUAUGAGAAGGACGCAUUCUACCAGUACAUUCACAACUGAGAGUUUCAAUAGUGACGCUGACAGUAGUACAUAUGAAUGCGCGGAUCUUCUUGGCAUAGGAAAUUUCGAAACAAAUCAGCACAUCCAGUGUGCUCGUGCUGAAUGCGGUCACUAUCUGUUAACGCCGGCUGAUCGCAUGUCAUUAGUUCGUCACAUUGCUGCACAUAUACGUCAUGAUGAGAUGCGGCUGUUGAAGGCCGGAGGGGUUUCUCCCCUAGUUGCUUGCGACUGCGGAGUUGCGAUGGGCUCGCCAAUGGGCUACAUUUAUCACAUCGUUCAUGACCACGUUUUUGAACGAAAGAAGUUCACUGAUCUUGCGGCUACAAUUGUAUCGUACCUCAUGCUUAUUGUGGAAACCGCCAUUGAAUCUGUAUUAGCCGUGCGUGUCGAUUUCCGCGCAACAAGGUGGACCCUUUGGUGUGCCUAUUUUGCACUCGAAAAUGAUGAAGGCGAUGAGAAAUUAUUCAUUGAUAGCACCGAUUUGAACGAACAUUGGUGGAAACUAUGGGAAAGCCUGCUAGAUGAAUGUGUGACCGGCAAAAAUAUGACACUCGGGGACACAAUAAAGCUAUUCGAAAUGCACCCAUAUGUUGACGAAGAGCGCCUUCGAACGAGAAAGCACAAAUCUAUCCCAGUCAUGGAUGCGGAGAAGAUUCAGCGAUCGCUUUCUGCGGUUUGGCUUCAUCUUAAUCAAUGGUCAAAUGAUCCUGUUAAUCGUGUACAUCUCGCAAGCGAAUCGCGUUGGAUUCGCCUUGCUCAGCUUCGAAGAAAGGUGUUCCUGGAGUCUAAAAAGAAGGGUGAUCAGAACAAAGCGGAUAAUUUGCAUAGCAUAACGAUUUGCUCAAUUCCUUCUUCUUUCGAGUGCAAGCAACGGCAAUUAGCUGCUGUGGCAGACCAGUCUUCGCCAACGGCUUUACAUGUUGCUGCUAUUUUAUUUUGCCAAUUAAACUUUCAUACCACAGACUCUGAUGCGGGAAGUACUACGUCAAUCACAGUGAAUGCGUCUGCAUCAGUGAUCGACGUCCUUGAUGCAUGCUCCCGACAAGAUGCUAUGACAUCUGCGAAUACUGCUCAGGAAGAAGCUGAUGUUGCAGAACUAAGUGUGAAAUAUGUCCACUGCCUUAUAUGUGCAAAUAUAUGUAUACGUGCGGAUAAUGCUGCAUAUAUCAAGAAUCAUUGUGCUCUUCAUGCUGUGCUAGAAGGUCGGAUGUUGUGUUCACUGUAUAUUCAUAGAGCAGCUGAUCGGCCACAAAUGUGUCCUUUUUGCCCUACUGAGAUGAAUGUUUAUAAGCCGACUGAUUUUUUGGAGCACAUAAGACGAAAGCACGAAAAGAAAUCUCGUAUGAUCUAUGAUCGCUUCCUUCACUCAUAUUUUCCGCAAUCCAAGAUUUUUUCUGAGCCCACAACAGAAGAGUCGCCCAGAGAGGAAGAACAAUGUAGAAGUGAUUUUAUCAUUCGUUGCCAACGAACCAACUGCUGUGGAGUUGAUCCGGUAAUUGUGCUACCAAGUGAUAAAGCAAUACCCCUGGCAAAUGUCGACAUUGCUGUGGUGAAACAUAUGCUGUGGCACGUACGCAAUGAUUCAUUUUUGGAGUUGGAUCAUAAUGAGACAGAAAUUCUCACUCGCGCACUGAUGAUCCGUCUUUCUUGCACACAAAUGCGGCAGGUGCUGUUCAUGGCAAGGAGAGUUGCGAAGCAGUUCAAUAAAUAUAAGGAAACAGAUCUGAUAAGAUACAUCCAGGAAAAAAUGGAGGAGAUUGGUUGCGCUCUCUUUGGCGUGAACAAGGGCUUGGUGUUCCAGAUGGUAUUUACACGCCGUUUUGUGCGUGAUCAGAGCGGUAUGCAGUUGUAUCCUCCAUGUGUUUGUCGGCUUUGUGUAGACAAGGAACUGCCUCGAUACUCGAGUGAUCGUCGGAAACGUGCGUUUGUCGCUUAUGCUCAUCCAGUUGUUCUUCAUAUCCUUGAACAUCUGUCUCUAGGGCAGCUGCAGCAAGAUGAUGAUACCGCAGCGGACUUAAGAUGGGAAGGUGCCUGUUCGGUUGAUGGGCUGCGAUUCAAAAAUGUGUCACUGGCAAUAAAACACGUACUCGAUGCUCAUAACGAUCUCGUGGAACUGAGUGCAUUGGACAUGAUGCUAGAAGAUAUGGGGAUUUUCCGACUCUUCCACAACGCCAUUUCAUCUGCGUUGGGUGAGCAAGCAUGGCAACUGGAGGAAGCGCUAGGAUUUGGUGCGUACAAAGCGAAAGUUCGCCCAAGGCCAGAUUUUUUCAACGAACCUGCACCAGAAAGUAUCCAUCGACCAGAUUGUUCUCGUUCGUGGGAUUCAUCAACACAAUUGUGCGCGUGUUUAGAUCCAACUCCAUCACAGCAGGAACCGACAUCAUUGGGGGCUGAGGGGAGUACCCCUCAUCCAAGGCGCAGAAUGAGGGCGACGUCGUUGCGUGACAUGCCUGAAGCUUCCGCUGCUUGUUAUGCUGAGUUCCUGAAUGAAUCGGAAGAUCGAGAAGAACAUCCUUCACUGCCUUCGUUUCACGCCAGUGGGGAUGACGAACCUUCAACAAGUAACUUGCAGACUCCAACGACUGCCCUUAUAAACACUAUUGUGGCACAGUCGGCUCCGGCAUCAACUGUGAAAGUAGAAACAGACGAGUCAGGAGCAGCGAGAAGUGGGUUUGAAAACUCUAUCACUGCUCUUGCGGAAGCGGCAGUGGCGGUUCCAUCAUCGGCUGAUGCUGGUGCCGAAGCAACGGAAAAUAGGAUGGCGAAUUCUAAGAAAAAACGACCUGAUCGAUUCAAGAGAGCAAGACAGAAACGUGUCAAAGAAAUAAAGCGAGAAGUUGAUGGAAUGAUCGUACCCCAACGGAAUAAGGCACUUCCUCUAAAGAAUGUCAUUCAAGGCUCUAAAACUGUGGCUGCUGCUCUUGUUGCUGCUAUCGGAUCACCCAGCUCUACAGGAGAAGGAUCUAAUCCUCAGUCAACACAGCAAGCAGAUCACGAAGAAGGGGCGCGCGGUGAUGCAACUGAAUCUGUACGGUCUUUGGGAACGAAUGCAUCGCAAACUUCCUCAAGGACAAAAAAGAAGUCAAUGAAUGCAGACGGAAAUAAUGAAGAGGCUGAGCUUGCUUUGGGCAGAGUCACGAAAAAGCCUCGGCUUGCAACAGUUGGUACCGUUGGAACGGAAGCGUUGAAUAAGGUUGACAGCAUUGCGACAGAUUAUUUCAGACGACGUCUUCGCCCACCAAGGUGA
Messenger RNA from Haemonchus placei, 4722 nucleotides. The record is from the annotation of a GenBank genome assembly. NCBI's taxonomy places the organism in Eukaryota, Metazoa, Nematoda, Chromadorea, Rhabditida, Trichostrongylidae.